GUUCGCACUUGUUGCAUUUCCGCCACGAGUAGCGGUUAUCAACGGCAAUUCUUACAGCAGCUACGAUCGUCGUCGUACGCACAUAGUUCUAUACUGUACAAGUAUACGACCGUGUAUACGACGUUUUCCGCGUCCAUCAAUUAUUUUUUCUUUGGCCGGAGUUUUUUUGGUGUUAGCGUGUUAUAAAUACGUUGUUUCUCCACGAAAGUCGGCUUGGACUCCAUCGAAAUGAACAUCGACAGUGUGCUCGUCACUGUGGGCAUGGGCCGUUACCAGUUCACGGGCUGCGUGCUUUUUGGCCUUAUGAUCAUGUAUUCGAACGUGUCACCGGUUACCUACGUCUUCACCGCCGGUGAUUUGAAAUACAGGUGUAUGGUACCGGGAUGUGACUCACCGGACCCGGCCGAACGGACUUACGAUCCGGAAUGGUUGCGGUUCACGACGCCUUACCGGGAAGACACAGGACUGCCACGCAAGUGUCAGCGGUAUUCCAGGAAUCCGGCCAACGGUUCGCGGUGCGCGCCUGGUGAUUUCGAUGGCAACGCGAUGGAAUUGUGCAGUGACGGAUGGGUGUUCGAAGACAUCGAGAACACCAUCGGCACGGAGUUUGGACUUAUGUGCGAGGAAAAAAAAUGGAAGCUGUCGAUGGUGGGCACGGUCAACAACUUCGGUCAGUUUAUCGGCAUACCUGUGUCUGGAAUCAUUGCUGACAAGUUUGGUCGAAAGUUUGCCAUGGUUUUUUGUGCUGUUACAUCGGCCAUAAUUUCUAUCAUUCAGUCGUUUUCGGUCAAUUACCAGAUGUUCUUGGUUUUGGAAUUGUUGACUUCCAUCGUUUCUAGCGGUGUUUAUACAGUCACUUUCGUAUUGGCGAUGGAGUUGGUGCUUCCUAAUCACCGAGUACUAUACUAUUCGAUUCUGGAAUGUUUCUAUCCCAUUGGUGCCAUAUUGGUGGCUUUUAUCGCCAGCCUAGUGAAAGACUGGAGGCUUUUGUUGCAGAUAGCCAACAUCCCGGGACUGCUGUUCUUGUCAUACUUUUGGCUAACGGAAGAAUCGAUGAGGUGGUUGGAAAUGCAAGGCAAACACGACAGAGUGAUCGACGUGCUCAAGAGAAUAGCUGGUAUAAAUAGAAAGUCUUUACCUGUACUACGUCCUAACGCACAAAUAGAGACGACAAAUUACGACGACGAUAACGACGCAAAAUACGUCAAUAUCCUAAAAGACGUGAUCGGCUCACCAACAAUAUUAUUUAGAUUGAUCAGAUGUUCACUCGUGUGGAUAGCGAUAACGCUAGUAUACUACGGGCUGACGAUAUGCGCGGCUGACAUCGCCGGUGACAAGUAUCUGAACUUCUCGUUGGCAUCGUUCGUCGAGAUUCCUGCCUGCCUGUUAAACUGGUUAAUUAUGGAAGGGUUGUCCCGAAAAAUGUCGUUGUCCUGCAUGUUCAUCUUGAGUGGUUUCACCAGUGUCCUAUACAACUUAGUUCCGGACUCAUUCCUUCUAAUAAAGUUAUCGAUAUUCUUGAUUAGUAAGCUUGCAAUAUCCGUCGCAUUUUCCGUCAUCUACAUGCUGACGGUGGAGAUAUUCCCAACCAGAAUGCGAGCGACCCUGUUAUCCGUGUGCUCUAUGAUCGGUCGAGUCGGAUCCAUGUUGGCGCCACAGACCACGCUUAUGGCUGAAUACUUUGGCAGUUACGUGACCAUGCUUGUGUUUGGUGUGACGGCGCUUGUGGCCGCCGGGAUCACCAUGACUCUUCCGGAAAGCAAAAACAUCAAGUUGCCCGACACCAUCGUCGAAGCCGAACGGAUCGGGAUUGACCGUCUGCUACCAGAUAACAUCGAAAACUCUUAGUCCUACAAUAGUAGUAUUAAUAAUAAUAUUUUUUACGCACCCGCAAAACGUAUUUAUAAUGUGCGCGUCCCGUACGAGAACGCCACGCAGGGUGGUUUUCACGAAUGUUUUCCAAUUAAACAUAUAUAAAUAGUAUAUUGUUUAAUAUAUACGAUGUUUUUAAUUAGUUUAUCGUUACGGGACACCCCAUAUACGUAAUAAAAAAAAUUGUUAGUGCUCUUCCCAGCCUUUCGUGACAAAUAAGUUUCGACGUUUCGCGUGCACAUAUAAUUUUCCAACUACGCCAUUAAAAAAUGUGUAGAAAAUAAGAGCAUAAUUAUGGUGAGACAGGUCUGUGUACCCCAUCAAAUCGAUAUUCCGAAAAGAGUGCAGUGAUCUUUCAAUUCAUUUUUCUUAAUCAGAGAACCAUGCUUUCGAAAAUAAUACAUCAUUAUUCUGUUUAUAUUGUAUAUGUGUAUCUAAUAUAAAUAUUAUACCAGUAAAAUAUAUUUCCGUUCGUAACAGUAGAUAUAGGGUGAUUCACCAGGUAUUUUAUGUAUACCUUGAGCAGUGACCAACAUAUUUUUAAAAUACUUAAAUUGUUUAUACCAUUUCAGAAGUAUCAUGUGUAGAUACAAAUUACAAACGUAUUUUUUUCAAAUAAGAACCAACUUUUUUGACUGUAAAUUAUUGUUAAGCAGAUAUUUUUUAUUUAUUACUGUGGAUGAAUCUAAAUUCAAAUUUAAACAAGUAAAUUUUCUACUCUACCUAUGAGUGAUUAAAAUAUAUGUAUCAACCUUAAAUGGAUAAUAGUUCUUAAUAAUUAUUUUACAAAAACAUAAAUAUGAGUAAUAUUCAGUAUAUUAUGAAAAUAGAGGAGUCAUCCUAAUAAUAGCACUGAUUAAGUACUUAAUCAAUGGUAUUAGUAAUUAACUAUAAUUAAACAAUUAUGAACACUUUUCACGCAUGACACAUAGGUGUAUUAAAGAACUUUUUAACUUAUAUCCAUUAUAACUAUUAUAAAUUAUAAUAACUAUAUUAUAAGUUGUUUAUAAUAAUAUACAUAUAUUAUAACACUGUUUCUUUUAAUAUUUUAUUAUGUACAUAUAAAUAUAAAUAUAAGUAUACAAAUUGAGUUACCUAA
Molecule: messenger RNA, 2971 nt
Organism: Metopolophium dirhodum (rose-grain aphid)
Lineage: Eukaryota; Metazoa; Arthropoda; Insecta; Hemiptera; Aphididae
Product: organic cation/carnitine transporter 2-like
Exons: 10
Coding region: 229-1848 (539 amino acids)
Biological process (GO): transmembrane transport
Cellular component (GO): membrane
Molecular function (GO): transmembrane transporter activity
Source: RefSeq, a predicted model, not a curated record